UGUGGAGCAUUCGGUCGAUUUUGAUUGUCGUAGCGUGCUUACAUUAAUACGUUCUGUUACAUUCUACGGGUUGCUCGCCGUUGUGCAUUGUUGUGUUUGUAAAUUUCGUCAGCAAAUAGUUGGGAAAUAUGGUACCCCUCGGUCCAUCGCCGGGACAUCAAACGUCCGUGAAUAAUUCUUCCAGCGCGGCUGCCAGCGGGACGAAAAAUGCGAUAGUGAAAUCAAAUUAUACGCUGAAGUAUACCUUGGCGGGUCAUACUAAGGCAGUGUCAUCCGUUAAAUUCAGUCCCAAUGGAGAAUGGUUGGCUAGCUCAGCUGCUGAUAAGCUUAUCAAAAUUUGGGGUUCUUAUGAUGGAAAGUUCGAGAAGACUAUAGCUGGUCAUAAGCUGGGUAUUUCUGAUGUAGCAUGGUCUAGUGAUAGUAGAUUGCUGGUAUCAGCUUCUGAUGAUAAGACCUUAAAAAUAUGGGAAUUAAGUUCUGGUAAAUGUUUAAAAACAUUAAAGGGUCACAGUAAUUACGUUUUCUGUUGUAAUUUUAACCCACAAUCCAACCUCAUAGUCUCUGGUUCUUUUGACGAAAGUGUGCGUAUUUGGGAUGUGAGAAGUGGAAAAUGCCUUAAAACCUUGCCGGCACAUUCAGAUCCUGUAAGCGCAGUGCAUUUCAAUAGGGAUGGCUCUUUAAUAGUCUCAAGUAGUUACGAUGGAUUGUGUCGAAUUUGGGACACCGCGUCAGGACAGUGUCUAAAAACUCUAAUAGACGACGACAAUCCUCCAGUAUCAUUUGUCAAAUUUUCGCCGAAUGGCAAGUACAUCUUGGCAGCAACACUGGACAACACAUUGAAGCUGUGGGAUUAUAGUAAAGGAAAAUGCCUGAAAACGUAUAGCGGUCACAAAAAUGAGAAAUAUUGCAUCUUCGCGAACUUCUCUGUAACAGGUGGAAAGUGGAUUGUAUCCGGCUCUGAAGAUCAUAUGGUAUACAUUUGGAAUUUACAGACGAAAGAGAUCGUACAAAAGCUACAAGGACACACAGAUGUAGUACUUUGCACAACAUGUCAUCCGACGGACAACAUUAUAGCUUCGGCUGCUCUUGAGAAUGAUAAAACUAUCAAACUAUGGAAGAGCGAUACAUAAGAAUAAUUUGUAAAGUUAUUCGCUGUUAUUAUUUGCUGUACAAAUCUGUGUUUUUAUGUUGAAGGAAAGAAUGAUGACAUUAUAA
Mycetomoellerius zeteki is the source of this 1215-nucleotide messenger RNA. It is a transcript of the gene wds, whose product is annotated as WD repeat-containing protein wds. NCBI's taxonomy places the organism in Eukaryota, Metazoa, Arthropoda, Insecta, Hymenoptera, Formicidae. Gene Ontology annotation, molecular function: histone binding. Bases 129 to 1130 code for a protein of 333 amino acids. The record is from RefSeq and is a predicted model, not a curated record. Gene Ontology annotation, cellular component: Set1C/COMPASS complex. The transcript is spliced from 8 exons.